Messenger RNA from Henningerozyma blattae CBS 6284, 2751 nucleotides. RefSeq lists its product as uncharacterized. Bases 1 to 2751 code for a protein of 916 amino acids. Lineage: Eukaryota; Fungi; Ascomycota; Saccharomycetes; Saccharomycetales; Saccharomycetaceae. The record is from RefSeq and is a predicted model, not a curated record. The transcript has a single exon.
AUGACAAACUUCUUCAACUUUCAUAGGAAAUCAAUCUCGAGCUUGGGCAAAGCAACUUCCUGUCCCAGAGAUACUACUGAAUGGAGUGAAAAAAUAGAUUCUGAUGUAGAGGGAUUUGUUUGUGGGGACAAUGACAACAUGCUUAAGUCAAUUAAAAGUGCUCCAUCAGAUACAACCUCAUUCAACGCACAAGACAAUAGUUCUUCCAAAGGUCGUUCUUUAUCAUUCUCACAAGCUUCAACUGUUACUCCAAAUAAUUUAUCAUCAGAAUAUAUUUCUUCGGAAAUGAAGAAUACCAUCUCCCAUACCAUUCAUGAUGGUGCAAUCACUCUAAGUGGUAAUGUACCAAUACCAAAUCGCCCAAAUGAAAAGCAUCAUGGUUUUGGUAUCGUUGCCGAUACAGAUAAGCACUAUGAUCUUUAUGUAAGGGAAUUCCCGACUGAUAUCGUCAGUGAUAGAUUCUCUAAAUGGAAGAAAAUUUUAAAGAGCUUAAUGGCAUACUUUAAAGAAGUUGCUUAUGCUGAAGAACAAAUUGCGAGAGUUCAUCGUAAAAUGAGAACUGCCGUUCGUUUUGAUUUCAUCACUGAUUUAUCAGAAGGGACAAAUUUAGUUGUUGACCCAUUGUCAAAACAUGGUCCUGUUAGGUCUGCUUCAAUUCCAAAGACAAUCGCUGACCAGAACAAUGUAUACCAUCCCUUAGGUCCAUCUACACCAGCUAUUGGCUUGCCACAAGAGAUUUUUGCACAAUCUGGGUUUAUGGAAUUCGGCUCAGGGUCCAUUCAGGAUUUGCAAGUGGUAUUGAAGAAAUAUCAUGUAUCAGUUGGCCAUCAACAUGUUAGGGUCUCUAAGAAAAUUAUUGAUGAAAUUAUUCCACAAUUAGAACAUAUGAUUAGUGAAUUAGAUUCUAAGGCUUCUGGUAUUAAUAAACUAUCAAUCGAUUUUAAAAAUGAUUUAAAAAAUCAAGUUCAUGCAACAAAUCAUAUUUUAAAAAAAUACACUACUGCUGUAAACAUUUUAAGAGAAGAUUCACAAUCUAAAUCAAAAAAGGUUUUAUUGAAACCAAGAAAUGAUCCAUUUUUAUUGAAAUUGCAACUAGAGGUCCAGUUGAAAAAACAAUUAGUGGAAGAGAAUUAUUUAAAACAAGCUUAUGUGAAUCUUCAAUCUUCAGCAAUGGAGUUAGAAAAAAUUGUUUAUGGAAAUAUUCAACAAGUGAUGACCAAAUAUUCUGUCAUGAUUGAUACUGCUGGUAGAUUAGCUAUAAAGAAUUUAUGUCAUGAAUUACAACAAGGUAUGAAUUCCAAGCCCCCUGCAUUUGAAUGGGAUCAUUUUGUUACACAUCAUCCAAGCUGUUUAUUAGACUGGAAAUCUACAGAUCCAAUCCCAGCUCCAAGAAAAUGUUCUGAUGUCACUUUUCCUGAAAUGAAAUCUGUAACCUCUAAAUGUUUUAAAGCUGGUUAUCUUCAUUCUAAAGUUAAUGCUUCCAACACUUCUAAUAAAAAUUAUUUUGUUUUAACUACAAAUUAUUUACAUAAAUAUCCAGAUGGAGAAUGUUUUAAGUUGCAAGAGGUAAAGAUAGGUUCAAAACAGUUAUCUAAAUUGGUUCCUGCUGUAAGUAUUCCAUUAGAUGAUUGUAAAGUUGAAGAGAUUACAUCGAAUUCUUUUGUGGUAAUUGGUAAACCUGUUGUAGAUGAAAAUAGCCCUGUCUUAAAAUCAGUCUCUCCGUCUUCCAAAUUAGAAAAAGCAAAAAUUACAACAACAACAACAGAUUCAACCACCCAAGCCAAGCAAGUUUUGGAACCAGCAAAAUCGAUUGAUUCCGAUAAUAAUCACAUCUUAGGACCAAUUUUAUCCUUACAAACAAGUAAUGGUACUGCACUUAUGAAUACCAAGAAUUCCAAAAAUAUUGAUCCAACUCCAAGAAUUGAUAGACGCGUAGCUAAAGAUUUGGAAUUUCCAGAAGAUUUUAAACCUGGAAACGUUGUUCGUUGGACGUUUACUUUAACCGAUAAAACCAAUGCAAGUGAAUUUAAAGUGUGGUUACAUGAUUUAAAAAUUCUAACAAAAUUCAAGACAAGCAAAGAAAGAAUAUCAUAUCUGGAUCAGAGAGUUCAGAAGUCAGGUUCUACCAGUGAUGAUGCGACAGUCCUAGAGAAAGCCAGUACUUCAAAGGAGCCAUCUCCAAAGAAUACAACAUCGCCACCUACCACCACCACCAAAAGCACUAAUAAAAGCACUAAUAAAAGCACUGAUAAAAGUACUGAUAAAAGUACUGAUAAAAGCACUGAUAAAAGCACUGAUAAAAGUUCAAGUAAAGCUUCCAAAUCAAUUUUAAAAUCAAGCAAUAGUAAAACUAGUGCUAGUACCAAGAAUCAUAAAGAAGAUGAGAAACCAGAACGAAAUUCAUCAUUAUCUUCAACGUCUUCAAAAUCACCAUUAGAUGAAUCAACUUCUCCAACUACAACCAAGGCAGAACUUUCAAAACACCUAGCAAGCUCACUAUCAAGUUACACAUGGAAAGAGGAUCUAACAAAUCCACCACCAGUUAAAGAAGGAUCAUUAGAUACAAAUUCAAUUCCAUCGGAAUCUACAUUAGAACAAUACAGCUUAACACCAAGUUUAAGUGGCGGGCAAUACGAUCCUAAACCGGAUGAGCAGAUAAAAUUAGUUGAGGACGAGGAAAACAACAAAGGCAAUGAAACUUACACAGAUGAUAAUAUGCAUUUAAGAUUAGGACAUUCCAUAUACGAUUAG